UUCAAUAUCCUCUAAUUUUUUGUUUCUCACUUCAGCUUAUUAUAAAUAAAAACAGUGGAAGAUGGUGCGCGGCAUGCGCUAGUGCAACUCACUUUAUAUAUUAUAUUUUUAGCAAGGACUUCUCGAUUCCAUCGGUUAUGUUGAUAUGGUAGCGGUAAUUAAUGUGUAAGAAGGAUAGAAUUGAUGUUGCAUGGGACUGAGAGAAGAGCAAACAUGUCUUACGUCGAGCACGGGCCGCGAAUCUUUUUGGCUACUAAACACAAUUCAGGCACACCUCUGAUGUACGGUGAUUAUGUUUUACCGAAGAAACGUUUGGAAGGCCGGUUGAAGUUACACGAUUCCUGCCAAGACAUCAGAGCCUGGAGCCCGAACUCUUUAGAGAAGUCACGUUACUUCCGUGAACUUAGUGAAAACGAAUCCCCGAUAGGGAAGAUAAUACCGUUCAACGUCGUGAUUGAUAACAUAAUCCAGUUGAAUUCGCAAGCACAGAAUGAACUGCAAACUGUUAAAAAAGAGUUGCAGAAGUACAAAACUCUGGAACUCACUCCUCAGCAAAGGCAGCAAUUAAAGGAUCUCAAUUAUUCACCGAAAGCGAAAGAGUUGAUGAACAGAUCCAACUACACGACAGGACUUAUUAAAGACGCGUUCAAUAAUACUAGAACGUCGAAUUCUAUGGUCCGGUCAAAUUCGUGUUUCUCAAUUCAUAUACCCUGCGAAAGGCAUUUGUACGAUGAAACGAGGCAAAGGCCAGCUGCGAGGAAUCAAUCGAAUCAAUUAUACUCGUACUCUUUAACUGCGUUCGAUGUGGGUUCAUGUUUGAAUAACUACAAUUUGGUAUCCCCAUGCGGGCCUGCUAUGAAAUCGCUUCCUGUUGCUGAGUGUCGCGAGAAGAGGACAUCGUGCGUAGAAUGCAUCGAUGUAGAAGUCCAAGUGGGACGAGAAACACGUGAUGCAGAGACCCAAGUCUGUUACCAGUCUGACAUAAAGAAGAGGAAAAAAAGGAUAACUAUAUCUGUGAUCUCGCAAACGUCUUUCACGUCGAAAUCUAGCGAAGAUAAUAGCGCGAUGUAUCUGGACAAAAGUAGUUUACAAACUAAUAAUCAGGAGGAACAAAGUUCUGAAUGUGAUGCAUCUUGUAGCGACAGCUCCCAAGAUAUUGGAACCCCGUCGGAAUCUGAUAUUGAAAUGGGAGCAGAAUCGGAUUCUGAUCUGCAUAACAACGUGCAUAAAGGGAUUAUCAUUCAGAAGGAUUCUGAGAUCAUCGUUUUGAAAAAUGAGCUCUGUGUGAGAGACGCCGAGCUGGAAGAGUUACGUGAUAUGAAUAAACAUUUAGAAAUGUUGUUAAAAGAAAGAGAAGAUUGUAUACACGGUCAACAAGGAAAUCUCAAACAAAGAUUGCAAGAAGUGGAUCGACUAGCUGAGAAAGCCGAAGAUUAUAACAAGGCAGUGGAAGAAUUAAGGACGGUCUUAGAAGAAAGGGACGAGCUCCGUAAAGAGAAUUACGAACAGAAUUGUUUAUUAAAAAAUCAGGAAGAGAAAUUGAAUCAACUGGUAAAAGUAGUCAAAGAAAUGUCAGUUGCAUAUAAUGAACAGAUGGAGGAGAAGAAUAUGUACGAGCAGUUGAAACUGGAAGCUCGCGAUAAGGAUGCGAAAAUCUGUGAAUAUGAAGAGCAAUUGGUUUCUAUGAAGCAGGAGAUCAGCGAUUUCUUUAACAAUUUAAAAACUGCUUUGAACAAUUUGGAAGAGAUGAAUGACGUCUGCGAGGACAUUUGUAGUUGCACUACGUGCGACUUGGACAUCGGCGAAGAAGCGAAUAAUAUUCUAUAUAAUAUAAAUAUAAUCAUGACAAGGCUUCAGACUUACAAGACGGAGAGCCAGUAUCUUUUGCAACAGAUCGGAGACUUGAAAUAUUAUGUAGGGACUGACAAAGAAACCGAUCGUAAUCGAAACUUGAAAAGCAUUAUUUGCGAGGAUUUCUAUUUCGAUUCUGAAACGGAGUAUAAUAAGUAUAUUUGCAAAUUAAGCAGAAACGAUAUGGACGAAGUAGAGAGAGAAGUGAUCCAAUACUUCGCACGUUUCUUGAUCAAAUUACGCUCCCUUAUAAGCAAGCUGCAAAUAUAUGUAGAAUUCGAACGUCCAUUAAUGAUUAAGCAGACUUAUUAUUUUUAUGAAAUCCUUAAAGACACCCAAUCAGCCGUCAACGUUUCCGAAGAUGUAACAUUGAGGAGGCAGCUGCUUUCCGAUUUGUACAACCAACAUAAAGAGGAGCACGAGAGAUAUAACUCAUACGUGAAACAACUACCGAACGAUUUGUUGCAAGUACAGGACAAAAUAAACGAAUUUAUUGAAGACAUUUUGUAUCAGUUAUUAAACGAAAUGUUGCACGCGGAGAAGGAACAUUUGUAUGAUGAGAAAAUAAAUCAAGCAUUCGAGACACAUUUCAGAUCCUGCAUCAACAGGAUAGAUG
Messenger RNA from Ceratina calcarata, 2467 nucleotides. Its product is annotated as spindle pole body component 110-like. Lineage: Eukaryota; Metazoa; Arthropoda; Insecta; Hymenoptera; Apidae. The annotation marks the transcript as partial. The record is from RefSeq and is a predicted model, not a curated record. The transcript has 11 exons.